Glossina fuscipes is the source of this 2452-nucleotide messenger RNA. RefSeq names its product allatostatin-A receptor (gene AstA-R1). Gene Ontology annotation, biological process: G protein-coupled receptor signaling pathway. The transcript has 7 exons. The record is from RefSeq and is a predicted model, not a curated record. NCBI's taxonomy places the organism in Eukaryota, Metazoa, Arthropoda, Insecta, Diptera, Glossinidae. The coding region runs from base 85 to 1281 and encodes 398 amino acids. Gene Ontology annotation, cellular component: membrane. Gene Ontology annotation, molecular function: G protein-coupled receptor activity.
UACGUUUGCUUUCACAUAAUAACAUCCGUCAACAAAAAAAAAAAAAAAAACAGACAGAAAUAGACUGCGGUCAACUGUAUACACAUGGACAACAACCGGAAUUUGCAACAGAAAGAUUCACGAGCUAUAUUACCCGCCGUUGCAAAGAUUACAUGCACUGAGGGGUUAAAUGCUUCAGAUUGCGGAAAUCUCACUUUCUCUAUAGCGAAACUUGCUCUAGGGUAUAAUGGCACGAAAACACCAUCGGACAGCUUGUUAGAAAUGGAUUUCGAAUAUGAAUACGAUGACGAUACGUGGCCCUUGGAACGAAUCAUUUCAGCAAUAGUUCCCAUAUUCUUCGGUAUUAUUGGUUUUGCUGGCUUGUUAGGCAACGCUUUGGUAAUAUUAGUGGUGAUGGUUAAUCAACAAAUGCGGUCCACUACUAAUCUGUUAAUUAUCAACUUAGCGGUUUCAGAUAUAUUAUUUGUUAUAUUUUGCGUACCGUUCACAGCUACCGAUUAUAUGCUGCCUGAAUGGCCAUUCGGCGAUCCGUGGUGUAAAUAUGUACAGUAUAUGAUUGUUGUAACCUGUCAUUGUAGUGUCUAUACAUUGGUAUUGAUGUCCUUUGAUCGCUUUCUGGCAGUUGUACAUCCCGUGACAAGUAUGUCAUUACGUACCGAACGCAACGCCUCAAUGGCAAUAAUAAUGGCCUGGGUACUAAUAGUGACAACGGCGAUACCGGUGGCCUUAGCGCACUCGGUACGUUACUAUCAUUAUCGGGGCCGUCAUUAUACAGCAUGUGUGUUUUCAAGCGACAAUCAAAUGUGGAGUCAUCUGGGAUUUCAGCUCUCCUUUUUCCUAUCAUCGUAUGUGGCACCAUUGACAUUAAUUUGUUUUCUAUACAUUGGCAUGUUGGCGCGGUUAUGGAAAAGCGCACCUGGUUGCAAACCUUCGGCUGAGUCGCGAAAAGGAAAACGCCGAGUGACACGUAUGGUGGUUGUAGUUGUGCUAGCUUUUGCCAUCUGUUGGCUGCCAAUCCAUAUUAUAUUGGUGCUGAAGGCGUUGAAUCUAUACGUGAACACACAUGUAACUAUAAUUAUGCAAAUAUUUGCACAUGUCCUGGCCUAUACAAAUUCCUGUAUCAAUCCAAUUUUAUACGCUUUCUUGUCUGAUAAUUUCCGUAAGGCCUUUCGCAAAGUGGUUUGGUGUGGUAGUCCACCGCCCGUUAUUAUCAAUCAACAAGUUACUAAAACCACACGUACAGCAACCGGAAAUGAUACCUCGAAUAUUGAUAUGCUUUAAAAUGGCACCGAUGCUAAGAAACGUGUCGAAAAUACCCUGAUUAGAAACCCAUUCGCCUCCUUAUGAACGGUCAUAGCAAUGAUGGAAUGGAGAUCGCAGCAAUUUUGAUAUAUAUUAUAUAUAGAUAUUUUUCAACAGAUGGGAACAACAACAACAACAACAACAACAACAAAAAACAACUAUCAUUGUAGAGCUGUUCGAUAGUAUGAAGUAUUUGACCAACAUUUGGAAACUUAAUGCCCACUCAGUUGCACCUCUAUACUUAUCACAAAAAGUUACACUUUUGCGAACUAUGUGUAUGUAAUACCAACAAAAAAAAACAAAAACAAAACAAACAAAAAAGACCCAACAACCAUGGUUUUCUCUGUAUGUACGACCAGGCAAACUACAAGUAAUUUUACAUUUGUAACAAAUUUAGCGACUAAGUUUUUUGUACAUCCGAGUAUCUCGAUUGUUAUUAGGUUAAAUUGUCCUACAUAAAGAGAAAAACAUAAAGUUAUCUUCUAAAAGCAUCGUAAUUCAAAAUCAGUUUAUGUGAGUGUAAAAAAAGGGGCAAGAAUACUUUAGGGUGGCUUUUAGAUACCUACCCAGAUUAUACAAUAGGAACUUGCUUAAUUUUCGUUUAUACUAUACACGCAUUUAAGCGAAUCGGCUGAGAUAUAAUAUUUUUUAUUUAACUCGGAUUAAUAUGCGUAAAAUGCGUAAAUUUAUUUAUAGAUAAAGAUAUCAGGUAUGAAGAUUUAUGUAUGUUAGUUAUAUGAGUAUUUUUUCUAAUAUUUUCUCUUUUGUUCUGUUCUUAUGGCUGAAUUUAGCUCACGUUUACAACGUUGAUUUCUAAGCAGGGUUGAUUUCCAAUCACCUGAGACUAUAUAUUAUAUGCCAUAUACUGCAAGGGUUUCCCUUUUAAUGGACAGCUAUAUGAGCAAAGAGGGCGACGAAUCGAGCGAAAAUUUCAAUCAUUUAGGUUUUCUAAUUUCCUAAAUGCAUGUACAAAAUAAUUUAGUUGGUUCUUCUUUGUUAGUGGAUAUAAAAUCAUUGUUAUUUCAAACUAACUGAUAUAUAUGUACACAGGGCUCAUUAGUUUUAAUUCAGCUAAACCAAAAUCAUUAUAUAGGGCCUAAUUAAAAACACUUUUAUAUUUGUGUAAGUUAUGUCCAUUAUUACUUAGUCU